Molecule: messenger RNA, 1593 nt
Organism: Acanthamoeba castellanii str. Neff
Lineage: Eukaryota; Discosea; Longamoebia; Acanthamoebidae
Product: WD domain, Gbeta repeat-containing protein
Exons: 10
Coding region: 1-1593 (530 amino acids)
Molecular function (GO): protein binding
Source: RefSeq, a predicted model, not a curated record
AUGGCGCAGCACAAGCAGAGCGGCGCCUGGUACCACGGCGAAUGCCGCGUAAUCCGACAUGGCGAAGGCACCGCCCACCACAGCGGCGCGGGCGCCGUGGUCAGCGGCCUCUGGGAGCACAACGUCUACAAGGGUCCCAAGGCCAAGGCCUCUUCCUCCCUCUACUCGUCAUCGUCAUCAUCAUCGACAGCAUCAUCGUCGCUAUUCUCCUCUUCAUCUUUCCACCAUCUGCCCCUCUCCUCGGCCGACAUCAGAGAGCUGCCCGAGGACGAGGGCAUCGUGUCGCCGCCCCUGUCGCCCCCGCGUUCUGGGCCUUCGUCCACGUCCCACAUGACCUCGGCCUCGACAUCGUUCGCCACGUUCGCGAGUAGCGCCUCCCCCUCCUCCUCGUCCAGCUCUACACACCACCUGGCGGUGGCCACCACAAGCGAACCGCGUAGCGCCUCCUCCUCCUCGGCGGCGGAGGGCGUAGCGCGGCUCUCGCGGCUCCUCCCGCUGGGCUCCACCAUCCACGAGUUCUUCUUCCCCGACGAGCUCCUCCUCUACGUCUUCAGCUUCCUCGACAUCCAGUCCCUCUGCACCUGCGCCCAGGUGUCGACCGACUGGCGACGCCUCACCAACGACGCCGUGCUAUGGACGGACCUGCACAUCCGCAUGCAGUGGGGGCUGCCGGAUGAGAAGGAGGAGGGCGCGACGCGCGACUGGCGCGAGAUCGUGAAGGGGCGCUACCUCCUCGAACGCAACUGGCUCAACGGUCACUACCACAUGAGCACCCUCCGCGGCCACACGGGCUGGGUCACGUGCGUCGAUUUCUACGCCAACAAGCUGGUGAGCUCAAGCUACGACGGGACCGUGAGGAUCUGGAACACGCAAACAGGCAACAUGCUGCAGACUCUCAAGAACGAGUCCAACGGCGUCCUCUCGCCCGUGUGGUGCCUCCAGUUCGACAAGAACCGCAUCAUGACCGGCUCCUCGGACUCCAAGCUGCGCGAGUUCGAUCCCAACACCGGUCAGUGCACGCAGGUGAUCGGCGGGCACGACGGCGGCGUCAAGUGCCUCCAAUUCACCUCGGAGCUGCUCGUCACCGGCAGCGACGACAAGACCAUCAAGAUAUUCGACGACGAUGUCCUAUGCACGGCCUCGAAGCGGGAGAAGGCCAUCUACACGUUCGACCUCCGGCGGUCCAACCACUACCAGCGCGUGCUGGAGGCCCACUCCAAAGCCGUGUACUGUCUGCAGUUCGAUCUCGCGACCAACAGGCUGGUGAGCGGCGCGAGAGACAGACAGAUAUUUGUGUGGGAUUUCGAGAAGGGCGAGGUCAUCAAAAAGCUGAGCGGCCACCGAUAUACGGUCAUGAACCUACGGUUCGACAACAACAAGAUCGUGUCCGGGGCAGCCGAUGACAGCCUGCGAAUAUGGGACAUGCACUCGGGGGAGUGCAUCCAAAUACUCCAGGGGCACACGGAAAUGGUGACAUCGCUCAAGUUCGACGCCAGCAAGAUCGUGUCAGGCAGUGCGGAUCGCACGUGCAUAGUGUGGGACUUCCUGCGAGGCCGGCCAGAGGACCGCGGCUUCUCCUUCUUUGGCUACUGA